This is a messenger RNA of Adineta ricciae, 1008 nucleotides long. The record is from the annotation of a GenBank genome assembly. NCBI's taxonomy places the organism in Eukaryota, Metazoa, Rotifera, Eurotatoria, Adinetida, Adinetidae.
AUGGAUCAAAAUUGUAUCAUUACUAAUGUCAAAAUGGGCAAACGUCGCAUGACCAUCGGUGCCUUGGCGACAACGGGCGUCGAUUCUUGCAUUGCUGUGGCAACUGUUUCCUAUGGUGCAAGCAAUGUUUUCAUCGGUCAUUAUUCCACGCUGCCGAUCAAAGGUUUUGGCGAAUCGAUCACAUUGGACAGUGUUCGGAAAUUUAUGGAGGAAAUCGCGGCGGCUGUACACGGUACAUUUCCGCUCGAUUCACUAGAAACGGUUUUUCUUAUCGGUGGUUGGGAUACCAAACCGUAUUUACAGCUACAGAGCUUGUUGAGAGUAUCUGCAAUAAUGAAAACGUACUUUAUUCGGAAGAUCGACGUGAAUACGGAUGACAAAGUCGAUAAUUGGGUCUGUCAGUUCGAUUUGAUCGUCGAUCGUGUCACCGUACCAUCGGUCUUCAUCCUUCUACAAUACGUGAAUGUUGAAAUGAACGACGAAGCUAAGAAACUAGUGGCAAUAUUAGAAUACGAGGUGAGCGAAUGUCAAUUGAAGAAAAUAUUUCAUGCACCAUUCGAACUCAACCAACCUCCCAGGACGAUCGUUCCUGGAAGCAGUAUUCCGCUUAUUUCCCGUGAAAACCCGGAGGAUAUUUAUAGUAUCCGCGCUGGAAACCACGAGAAAAUACUCGGAAUCCCACUGAAGGAACCGCGUCGUCAAUGUACAGCAUCACAUCCUCGUGAGUAUCGUGAUGAAGAUCAUCGUUCAUCUCAGUGGUCUACCCGUCUUCGAUUGUUGAGCAUUGUUGCGCCUCAACCGUACACGCGCGUCACCUUAUCGUUCUACGAUUUUUUGUUCACUUACUAUAUAGACGAAAACAAUGAAAUCAAACGCAAUAUCUUCGAAAUAGCUGCUGAAGACAUAGUAAUGAUGGAUGAUGAUUUAUCAUGGUUAUCCCCAUCGACAUCAACUGAAAGUUCAUUAUCAUCUUCAUUAAUUGAAUAUUCAUCAUUAUUAAAAUUUUAA